GCACACCAAACACCAUUUGCCCCCAAUUUCAUUUCUUCCACUCUCACUAUCACAGUGAGCACCUCCCAGAAUUUUGCCCUAAAUCAACCACCACCGUUGAUAAUCCGGACCACAAUACCCCUGGUUCUCCUUCUAACUCCCCGCGUGCUCUCAUUAUAGGUUCUCCUUCUAGUUCCCCUCGUGCUCUCAUUAAAGGAGUUAUUCCCAAGUAUUUUACCUCUGUAUGGUCAUUGGCUCAGUUUCGCUUGGUUGAGUAUAUUGCUGCUGCAUUUGGUCAUCAAAAGAACACAGUGGUCAUUCUUGGCUUGGAUGGAAAUGUUAAGUUUCAUGACUAUUUUAUUCUUAUUUUUAGUAAUUUCGUUAAAUCGAAUUUACCAAUACCACCAUUUCACCAAAUUAAUGAUCUCUUCUCUAUGAAGAAGGGAUACACUAUUGACUAUCCAAAUUCCUUUAUUGGCAAGUACCAAAUAGAAUAAUGCUAGUUAGUGGUUUACAACGUUCAUAUUAAAUUAUCGAGAGUUAUAACUUGUAAAUUGUUGUAUAAUAUUUGUCAAUCCAUGUAACUGAUAAGUCUGGAUCAAAACACCUUUUUCACUUGAAUCCUGCCGAAAAUGGGCGUGAUAGAUACAGAAAAUGUGGGUGGGGUAUACAUAUAAGAAUAGAUGGCUUUUGUCCGGUUUUAGUCAGUGGGUCCUCAUGUGGAAUUCGUGUAAAAGUUUUUUAACCGAUCGGUUUCGGUUAUGAUUUCCCUAAAACCGAACCUCGGUUACCGGUUACGUUUACGUGUAAAAACCGAACCGACAUUUGCUCACCCCUAUCCACAAAAGAAUCACAGGCCCGAGCCCAGUAGUCUCAAGUGGUCACUGGCAAUAUGGGCUCAGGUCUUCAGCCCAUCCAAACUCCUCCAAAAGGGCCAACACAACCCGUUCAACAUUAAAAUAGUAAUAGCAUGUGGCUCGAACCCACCGGGCUCAAGUUCUAAACCACUAAUGCACCCAAGAUAGUGUUACAGACUUACAGAACCGCCACUUACCUUGUGGUUAGAGCUAGCAUUGAGCCAGUAAUCGAACCAUUGUACCUUCUCUUCGUCCCCAAAAAACAAUGUCCAGAGACUUCUUUCUUGAUUCUUAAGUUUAUAUAUAAUUUGUAUGUAUGUAUGUAUUUAUAAAAAGAAAUUAUAUUUUUCUGGCAGUUGUGCUGGCAUGUGUUGUUGUUGCCUCUUGGAUAUAUGCUUCUAGGUAGUUGAAGGAGGUGAUAUCUGACUUCUCUAUCAGUUAUGACAAUUGAUAAGAGUUGGAUUAAAUUGGGAAACCGGAAUUCUCCGGAUUUCUUAAAUGGUAUUCGCAACUUUAUAGAGAUUGCCAAGAACCAUGUCAACGAUCAAGGCAAAGCGUUUUGCCCAUGUAGACGAUGUUGCAAUGGGAUACGACAUGAUUUGAAAACAAUAGGAAACCACAUACACGAGAGUGGGUUUCUGUCAUCAUACCGAACAUGGCAUUAUCAUGGUGAGGAACAUCCACAGGCUGAGGAGAUAGCAGCCCUUUUUUCUCACCGAACACAUACUCUCACAACAAGCAAUGAGAUGUUUGACUUAAUUGAUGAUAUUAUGGCGGAACAACCUACUCAUACCCCAGGAGCUACACCUACUGAAGGAACAAGUACUCCAGCAACAAAUGAUGGAAUUGGUUUAGACCCAGAAUUUGAUGAAUUGUUCUCUAUACCGAGUUAUACCCCGGUUGUAGUUGGAUGUCUUCCCUAAGCGGCCUAGCAAAAUUAAUGCAUAUGAAAGUCAUCAAUAAAUGGACAGAUAGUUCAUUUGACCAACUUUUAGAGUUUUUAAGAGUUGCAUUGGCAUUGCCAAAAGAAAAUAAGAUUCCAGCCUCACACUAUGAAGCUAAGAAGAAGAUGAGUCGCUACAGCAGUCGAAAGAAUAAACUGCAUGUUCAUUUUCGGGCAGUUGGAGGUGAUAAGGAUGUUGAUAGAGCAAAGAGUUGCCCACCAAAGAAUUAUGAUUCGCGAAAGUGGGUUGACCUUAUUGAUAUAUUGUUCACGGAUCCUGACUAUAUAAGACGAAGCAAUGCAAAUACAGAAAACAGAAAAAAGCAAAGAUACCCUAGUACUUAUCAUGGUAGUCAAUCUUAUGCUCAAAGGCGAUACAUAGAGGAGCAAAAAACAGGAAGCCCAAACUAUAUUGCUGUUUUUGAGAAGACACAUUACAAGGAAGGGCGGGGAUGGGCAAACGAUAUUUGUGCAGCAGAUUGGGGUAAAAUUCAAGACGAGUUAGCUAGAGCGUCGAGAGAUGUUGAUGAUACUUCACCAGUUGAUGAACUCGAGGUGCUCAAAAGUGCCUUGGGUCAUAGGUAUGGGCACGUACGCGGUGUUGGUCGUGUUGUUAAAAAUGUCACCCAUGAAAUAUCGAGCUCAUACCCCCUGCCACGACAACAAUUGGAAGAAAUGCAACAAAUGCGACAAGAAAUACAAGAAAUGCGACAACAACAAGUGCAAGUGCAACCAUUCUCAAACCAAGCAAUAAUGGAACUACUACAACAACAACAACAACAACAACAUGCGUUUCAAAUGCAACAAAUGGAAGCACAAUUUCAAUGCCGACUUAAUGAAUUGAAACGAAAAAUGCGUCAAGUUGACGAAGAUGAUGAAGAGGAUGAUUAGAAUUAGAUAUUUGCAUUAAACUUUUAAUUUGAAGUUUGUACUUGAUAACUAAUGUUUAUUUUGAAGCUUGGACUUGAUAACUAUGACGAAUAUUUUGUAUUUUGAAUCUUUAGUAUAAUAUGUAGUUUUGAAAUUUCAUGUUUAA
Messenger RNA from Helianthus annuus (common sunflower), 2815 nucleotides. RefSeq lists its product as uncharacterized. The coding region runs from base 1747 to 2670 and encodes 307 amino acids. The record is from RefSeq and is a predicted model, not a curated record. NCBI's taxonomy places the organism in Eukaryota, Viridiplantae, Streptophyta, Magnoliopsida, Asterales, Asteraceae. The transcript has 5 exons.